Strongyloides ratti is the source of this 1134-nucleotide messenger RNA. RefSeq lists its product as hypothetical. Lineage: Eukaryota; Metazoa; Nematoda; Chromadorea; Rhabditida; Strongyloididae. The record is from RefSeq and is a predicted model, not a curated record. Bases 1 to 1134 code for a protein of 377 amino acids. The transcript is spliced from 2 exons.
AUGAUUUAUUACAAGAAGGUAUUUUUUAUUAUCUAUAUUAUUAUUUCAUUGGCAUCACCCAUAAUGAUGUCUUCAUUACGAAAUAAAAGACAAUGUGGAUGCCAACAACCAGUGUCUUGUUCAUGUAGUGAACCAAAACAAGCAUCAUAUUUAUCUCAAAUUCAAAUUUCAUGUGGUUGUCAGGAAGCAUCAAUUACAACAACGACUGCAGCUCCAAUGUGUAAUUGUAAUACUCAAAAUAUUCAAUCACCAAUAUCAAGUUGUGUAAAUACUUGUCAAGCUACAUGCCAAAAUUCAUGUUUAAAUAGUAAUAAUGUUCAAAAUACAAAUGCUUGUGCAACAACAUGUCAAAAUACGUGCCAAAACACAUGUCAACAAAAAUUAUAUUCACCUGCAAUACCAUCUGUUGAAGAAUCUCAACAAUAUUUAGUUACCAUACAAAAAUUAGCAUGUGAAACAGGUUGCCAAAAUGCUUGUGGAGAUAAUUCUCAAUGUUCUCAAAACUGUCAACAAGUAUGUAAUUGUCAAAGUGAUUGUCAAUUAUCAUGUUCAGCAUCUUCAUCACAAUCAUUCUCUUCAUGUGCUUCUACAUGCAAAAAUUCUUGUCCAAAUAUUCAACAAACAAAUGCAAAUUCAAAUUCUUGUCAAAAUUCAUGUCAAAAUCAAUGCUAUGGUACUUCAAAUAACAAUUGUAUGGCAACAUGUAAUACACAAUGUACAUGUCAAGAUUCAUGUCAAACAGCAUGUGAACCACAAACAUCUAAAGAUAAUUGUGAAAAAUCAUGUGAAAAAACUUGUCAAACAGUUAUGCAAUAUAUGGUAUCUGUUCAACAGAUUCAACAACCUACAACAACUACAACAACUCAGGUACCAUAUAAUUAUCAAUGUAUACCACAAUGCCAAAAUAAUUGUGCAAACUUUUGUAACAAUCAAUCAUAUACAACACCAAAACAAUGUACAUCACAAUGUCCAAAUGUUUGUCAAAACCAAUGUAAUUUUAAUAGCGGAACAAUUUCAACAACUACUUCUCCAAUUGUUGUAUCAUGUCAAACUUCAUAUACUCAAAAAAAUGAAUGUUCAUGUCCAUCAAAUUACUCUCCAUGUGCCAGCAAUACACAAUGUUGCAAACGUUAA